Darwinula stevensoni is the source of this 444-nucleotide messenger RNA. NCBI's taxonomy places the organism in Eukaryota, Metazoa, Arthropoda, Ostracoda, Podocopida, Darwinulidae. The record is from the annotation of a GenBank genome assembly.
AUGCAUCCCCGACUACGUGGCAUUCGACCACCCAAUCUGUAUAAAAGGGUCCCCGGCGGUGGAAGAGGGCACGCAUCCAACCCUUCGUUCAAGCCCCAGUCGGAUUCCGCAGCCAGGAUGAAGUUGUUCUAUUUCGUCGUUGCCCUCAUGGUCGUCGGUGCUGCCACCGCCCAGUGGCAGGACCUCAUCGGACCGUUCGUCAGCAAGUUGUCUGGGCUGUGGAAGGAAGGGACGGUGGAUUUCCUCGGCCACAGCUGCGAGUACAGCGUGAAACCCCAGAUCUCCAAAUUUAAACUGUAUUACAAGGGGAAGGUGUACUGUCCCGGCUGGUCCAACAUCGUCGGAAAUUCUAAGACCAAGAGCAGGACCGGAGCUAUGAAUGGAGCCAUCGAGGAUUUCGUUAAGAAGGCCAUUCAAAAAGGUCAGGAAGAAAUAUCGUUCUGA